AUGGUCGCCGAUAAGUCCGACAACAACCUGAAGAGCAACGGCGGUGCGGAAAAGAAUAAGGAGCGCACCGCAGGCCAGUUCUUCUAUAUUGGAGAGCAGAAGGAGCAAGGAGACGCCUCUGCCAAGGUUGGAGCAAAGCUGUACCCUCUGGACUAUUGGGUAUUGGACACGGGCGCUGCUUGGACAAUGACGCCGCGCAAGGACCUGCUGGACCACGUACGAGCUGCACCGUUCAACGAGGUGUGCUCUGCCUCUAGACACGCGCUAAACGUGGCUGGUGCGGGACGAGCUGCGUUUAAGGGAGCGGAUGGCAAACCGGUGGGGCUGCACAACGUUCUCCUCGUUCCUGAACUCAACGCCAACCUCAUCUCACUCCGUAAGCUUGCCAAGGCUGGGGUGAGCACUAGCACGGAUGGGGCACGCACUUACCAGGGGCAGCUGGGCAAUCGGGUGCUUUGGGAUUUGCACGAGAGCAAGGACGUGUGCAGAUCUACGUGGCAGCUGCCGGCAUUGGCAUGGCACGGUGCGGGGCAGGCUGGAGAAGGGUCUGCAUCCCAGGGAGGGUGCAACACCAUUGGGCAAUGGCACACCGACGCUUGGGGCGAGCAAGAAGCCGUUGGAGCUGAUCCACAUGGACUUGGUGGGGCUGCUGCCGGUUCUGGGGCAAAAGGGGGAGCGACCCUUUCUGACCAUAGUGGAUGA
This is a messenger RNA of Closterium sp. NIES-65, 702 nucleotides long. NCBI's taxonomy places the organism in Eukaryota, Viridiplantae, Streptophyta, Zygnematophyceae, Desmidiales, Closteriaceae. The record is from the annotation of a GenBank genome assembly.